Molecule: messenger RNA, 957 nt
Organism: Impatiens glandulifera
Lineage: Eukaryota; Viridiplantae; Streptophyta; Magnoliopsida; Ericales; Balsaminaceae
Product: F-box/kelch-repeat protein At3g23880-like
Exons: 3
Coding region: 1-957 (318 amino acids)
Molecular function (GO): protein binding
Source: RefSeq, a predicted model, not a curated record
AUGGAUUGUGAUGAUAUGGAUUGUGAUGAUAUGAAUUGUGAUGAUAUGGAUUGUGAUGCUGUCGACCCUCCCUAUUUGCCAAUACAUAUUAUUGAAGAGAUUAUAGUGAGACUUCCCGUCAAAUCCCUCCUCCAAAUUAGGUGUGUCUGCAAAUCAUGGCAAGCUUUGAUAUCUGAUCCUAUAUUCGUCAAAAGACAUCUAAGAAGAGCUUCCACUAAAGAAAAAGAAGAUGAUGAUUAUGAACAAAAGAGUCUCCUUGUGAUGCCCGACUUUGCUCAUUUUAAUUUGAAGUCGUGCUCUCUGUCGUCGGUAUUGUACGAAGAAACUCUUAGUACACGUGUCCUCGAUUAUCCAUUGAAGAAUCCACGUCGCUCGAUUAGAAUAGUUGGUUCUGUUAAUGGAUUGGUUUGUAUCGUUAUUGAUAAUAAAGUUUUAGUUUUAUGGAAUCCAUCAACUGGAAAAUCAAGGAGAUUACCAAAUUGUGGUUUUAAAAAGAGUCCAGUGAGAGUUUACGGGUUAAAGAGUGAUUCAUGGAAGAAAAUUGGAGAUUUUCCAGGCAGACCAAUGCAGAAUGUAUCGAGCAUGUUUGUGAGUGGAUCACUACACUGGAUUAGUGUAACAGGACUCUUUAUGAGAAGUGUUAUUUCUCUUGAUCUAUCAAAAGAAACUUAUUCUACAAUCGUAGAGCCUUCAUAUGGAGAAGGAUAUGGGGAAGGAGAUGGAGAUGUUAUGGUUUCAAUUUUAGGGGUUUUAAGUGGAAACUUAUGUAUGCUAUCUUACAUGGAUGCGGAAUACGCUGAUUUAUGGGUGAUGAAGGAGUAUGGAAAAGUAGAAUCGUGUAAGAUUCUGGACCAUCAUAUUAGCGCACAGAUCUCAUCCAACAGCUUGGACGCUCCCACACAGCUGGAUGUAACGGAGCCACGCGCCAGCAUUGGAUCAACUAACGGGAUGGACUAA